AGGGAUCACUGUGCUAUACUGCUAUGUUAUGCAAUGCUAUGCUAUACUGAACUAUGCGACACAGAAUUAUAGAGAUGACAGAAUGAUGAUGAUGAUGAUGAUGUUUUCGAGCAGCUUUCUUUCCCACAAAUGUUGUUGUCAGUCAUUAGAAGCACGCGCCCCCUUUUACAUCUGGAUUUGUCCGCCUGCCUGGCUAGCUUCUCCGGGCCCGCCCCCCUCUAUUACCCGCCUCCCUCCUUCCCAUCAGCCCCCCACUCCCUCCAUCGACUCAUUGGUCUGCGGGCUCCUCUUUACGGCUGUCGCCCUCGACCCCUCUCGUGGCCCUCCUCGUCUUCUUCUCCACCUUGUGCUUUAUCUCCCUCCUUCCCGGACUCAUGUCGCCCUGGGCGUGCGGAUGACUCUGGUCCAGCAGCGAACUAGUUAACGAGCGGCGGCGGAUGAGCCCGCUCCCGCUCUCCGACAGUCAGCGCACCGCCACAGUACGAAGAUGGCGUCGGAAGGAACCAGCGGAGAGCAGCCUCCUCCCCCGGUACAGCAAGCCUUGACCGCCGCCGUGCUGGGAAGCGUCGACACGAAAUGCAACUUCAACAUGGAUAACCUGAGCAAGCCGGAGCUGUUGACCCUGCUGAGCAUCAUGGAGGGCGAGCUGGAGGCCCGCGACCUGGUCAUCGAGGCCCUCAGGGCUCAAAGGAAAGAAGUGUUCCUGCAAGAGCGCUACAGCCGCUACAGCCUCACCGACCCCUUCCUGGCGCUGCAGCGGGACUUUGACUGCAGCGUCCCACGAGGAGACAAGGAGCGGCGGCCGCUGGGCUCCAACCCCAUGUCCGUCCUGGAGGCCGUCAUGGCGCACUGUAGGAAGAUGCAGGAGCGCAUGUCUGCGCAGUUGGCCGCUGCCGAGAGCCGCCAGAAGAGGCUGGAGAUGGAGAAGCUACAGCUGCAGAGCCUGGAGAAGGAACAUCGCAAGCUGACGGCGCAGCUGAAGGACGAGCGCGAGAAGAACAAGCACAUCGUCAUGAUGCUGGUGCGCGAGUGCAAGCAACUGGCCACACGCGUGGUGGAGGAGUCGCAGCGCUUCGACGAGCUCCAGGCCCGACUGGACGAGGAGGGCCUGGCCUCCGGGCGCCUGCGGGAGGAGCUGAGCGCCGAGCGGCAGCGCGGCCAGCAGAUGGAGGCCAAGAUGGAGAAGCAGCUGUCUGAGUUGGACACUGAGCGUGAGCAGCUGCGGGCCAGGCUGGGCCGCGAGGAGGCAGAGAGCCAGAACCUACGGCAGCAGGUGGAGCAGCUCAGAACUGAACGCGGGGGUGCCAAGGACGGGGCCCAACCUGCCGUCCCCGCCUGCUCGCCGCCUAAAGCUUCAGUUUCCGUGGCCACGGAUCUCAUCAGCUGUCAAACAGCUUCCUGCCAAACGGACCAGCCCCUCCCUGAGGUGGAGGGUCCCAAGAAGACUCCCCUUACCAUAGCCGCCAAACCAACCACGGGCCCUUACGCCGCUCUCAGCCUGCCAAAAAGCACCGCUCGGGGAAUCGUCCACAGCGGCUCGGCAGGCCCGGCGCAGAGCGAGAACGGCUCUGAGGCCCAAGCUCCCCCCCACGGCCUACCCACUGGGGUCAGCCCCCGCGUCCAGGCGGCCCGCUACAAGUUCCAGGAACAGGACCAAAAUGGCACGGCCUCCCAGAGUCCCCCGGCCCGGGACCCUUCCCCCAACAACCGGGACAACUUUGCUGCCAAGCAACAAGCGCGCCACACGGUCACCCAGGUCCUGUCGCGCUUCACCAGCCCUCCAGCAGGGGGGCUGCGACCCAGCCUGCCGCACUCGGCCUCGGAAGGAGGGCCCUUCCCCAGCCGCCUCAGCCACCCCAUUGGCCUUAAGUCCCCCACUGUGGCCAGAAUCGACCGGGGAAACCCUCCUCCCAUCCCUCCCAAAAAACCCGGGCUCUCCCAGACCCCCUCGCCCCCUCAUCCGCCCAUGAAAGUAGUGGGGGACAGCGGACGCUCUCAUGGGGUGGGGCUCAAAUCAGCUACACCCCAGCUGCCGCCCAAACCCACCCUGGACCUGGUACCAGCCCUGACGGCCUCUCAGGUGGGUACACAGCCCCUCAAUCGCUCCCCGGGGCCCGACCAGUUUGCAGAAAGCCGCCCUGUCGUCGUCACCCCUUCCAUCCCCUCCAUCAACCCCCUUCCCUCCUCCCUCUCCAUUAGUGCUCCAUCCAACUGUAGUCCCCGUGCCCCCGCAGACAGCCCCCUGGCAACAGCAUCAGGCUGGUGUCCCUCCGUAGUCUCCCCUCUCGGCAGCUGUGGGCCCGCUGCCCUGGACGGCGGGCGGCCGCUGCUCCUCCUCCAAGCUGCUUCCCAGGGAAAUGUCACUUUAUUGUCAAUGCUGCUUCACCACGCCCACCCGAUCACGCCCGACCACGCCCACCUCACCACUGCCACGGACAACCAGCCUACCCGCCACCCACCACAAGACCUCCACAACUUGACUGCUGCCUUGUUUGCUGCUGCUGACCACGGACACACAGAGUGCGUGAAGCUGCUGCUGUCUUCCGGCUCGCCUGCUGAUGUGUCCGACCAAAACCGAUUUACACCUUUGCACUUUGCUGCCUCCCACGGCCACAGUAGCUGUGUGGAGGCUCUGCUGGCUGCGGGCGCCGCUGUGGACGCGGCCGCCGACGGUGGCCAGACCGCCCUCUUCCUGGCCAGCGGGGCGGGCAGGAAACACUGUGUCCACAUCCUGCUGAGCGCCGGCGCAGAUCGCUCCCGAAUGGCCACGGACGGCUGCACGUGUCUGCACGCGGCGGUGCAAUCAGGUCACGUGGACACGCUGCGUCUGCUCCUCUGUCACCCCGGAGACCCCGCUGCGAGCCCCCGAACCAAUGGAGCCGCUGCUCUGCCCGCUGCCCUGCCCGCUGCCCUGCUGAACCACGCCAACGCGGACGGAUGGACGGCUGCUCACAUGGCGGCCGCUCUCGGCCUGAAGGAGUGUCUGGAGGUUCUGUGUAGCCACCGUGAGCAGGACAUCGCGAGAAAAGAUAAAUGUAGUCGUACCAUCCAUGACGUUGCCACGGAUGACUGCAAAGAUCUCCUCGAAAAUCUCAAUCAGUACCGCGUCCUGGUGCUUCUCCAGUAUUCAGCCACUUCCAUGCAUGAUGAUGAUGAUGAUGAUGAUGUUGAGGAGCGGGCAGGUGAGCUUCAGUCAGUGCUGUGCAGACUGUCAGUGGAGCGCUCCAUGCGCUGGUCUCAGCUGAGUGCCUCCAUUGGCCACGCCUUCAUCACACAUUUGCAUAUGCUGUGUGGCGAGGACGCACAGCGCCCCCCGCUGGGCCUCACACCCGCCAGCAUCACCUCUGUCCUAAUUGGAGAAAGUGAGUGGCGGCCUGAUCAGGAACUUUCUGUCUCACCUUGGGAUCUCGUGCGAAAACCUCUUAGCCAGGUCAUCACCGUCCGACUGAAAGGUCUCUCUGAGUCGUGUCUUGAUGAAUUGGCACUGGAGUCUCUCUUUCCACUGCCUGUGCUGCUCAACUACGUUCGCUUGGCGGAGCAAUACGGGAGUGUCAUCUUUCACGGCCUGGAGGACAGCUGUCAGGAUUACAUCGCCGCUCUGCUGGCUCGCUGCAUCAAGUCUAAGCAGGAGGCGGGUGGUCAGGCGUGUGAGGUGGUGAAGGUAGAGGUGCAGCCAAGUCUGACUAAGGAGCAACUGCUGGACAUCCUCGUCUCCCGCGGCUUCCUGCUGCCGGCGUCGGCGCGCGAUCACGGCGUCUGCUUGGUGCUGCUGCUGCAGGGUCUGGAGAAGGCGGCAUCCCUGCCGGCUCUGCUCGGAGAUCUGUGCCACAGCUUGGACAACAGGACGUCCAGUGUCCCCUUGCUGCUCAACGCUGGUCCACAUCACUUCUGCCAGCACAGCUUCCUGAUUGGUUCCCUGUCAAAGCCCCGCCUCCAAGGCUCAGAGCUCCGCCUGCAGCAGCACUUCCGCUGGCUGCGCCUGCGCUGGGACCAGGAGCCUCUGCACGGCCUGCUGGCCAGACGCCUGCGCAGGAAGCUGCUGCACCAGACAGGAAAUGUGGUGUGGUCCAGUGACGGCGUCAUGGAGAAGGCCGUGCUGUGGGUGGCUCAAGUCUGGCAGCAGCUCAAUGCCUGCUUGGCACAUCUAGGAACCCACGAGGCCUUGAUGGGACCCAGACACUUCCUGGCCUGCCCUGUCCACACCAACGACGCGCACGGCAUUGUCAGGUGGUUGUCUAGGCUGUGGAGCUCGGUGGUGGUUCCUCGCGUAGAGACGGCGAUCAUCUCCCGGUUAACGGCCAGGCGCUCCUCCUCAUCCCCCUCCUCGUUGCCCAGCAACAUCGUUCUGAGCGACGGCCAGCAGGCGGUGCUGAAGGCCGCCCUCAGCAUCCUGGUCAACAAGGCCGUCCUGCGGGGAUGCCCCCUCCCUCGCCACGAGGUUGCAUUCAGGGGCGGAGCCAUCCCUCUGACCGCCAUCAACUCCUUGAAAGGAAGUGGCGGCGGCGGCGGCGGCAGGAAGUGUCGAGACAAGCUGCGACGAUCCAAUACCAGCCCUCGAAAGAGAGCAAGUCCCGUCUCCGGCUGGGCCGGCGGCUCUUUUAGACACGGCUCAGUAUCCUCCACUGAUGUUAGCUGCCCCACAAAUGGCAAAAUCCACAGGGAGGCGUCCGGUUUGUCUUUGUUCUCGGACGAUGAGACUGACCUGAUCCAAGAACUGCAGUCGUUGUGCUCCAGUAAGUCAGAACCGGACAUCAGACAGAUGUGGGCAUCCAAAGACGAUGACACCCUCCUGUUUGCACCCGCCAGAGCUCCGCCCUCUACAACAGAGCAGAAAGUAGCCCAAGACCAGUCAGCUCAGUCGUCGCUGCUCACGCAUGCGGUUGUCCAGAGCAGUCAAUGCCGCUCGAGCCCUCGAAUCAAAUCCCAUCUGCCCGUGCCCAGCAGGGGGCAGCAGCAGUCGCCUCGCAUCGCCGCGGGCAACAACAACAACAACAACAGCAGCAGCAAAGCAAACGGCAGCAGCAAUGUCAAGAAAUCAUCACAGGAGCACAUCUGGCUCCUACAACAACACAAUCACAAAUGAACACACACACACGUACACACAGCCUCACCCUUCAACAGAAGGGCCAAUCACACAAAUUAAUAUAUGAAGAAAACAAUCAUAAGAGGACAGCUAGUUCCACCAUAGGGGAAAUGAUAGUGUCAUACUUUAAAAACCUUAAGAGUAACAUGAAAACAAAUAUGAAUAAAUGUCAGAAAUAUUAGGAAAAUAUUAUAAAUAUCGUAUAUAAAAAAAAAUAUAUAUAUUAGGAAAUAUCUCAUGGUAGCCUGGUACACACAUUAACAUGACGUCUGGGAAAUGAGCCACUUUUAUCUUCAACAAAUUAUUUUUGCAUGCAACACUAAAACGUCUGAUAUUUUCAAAAAGGCAAGACUUUAUUUAAACGACAAAAUUAUACUGCCCGUUCAGCUGUUAUUUUCUGAAAAUAAUUAAUUACACUAGGUAGCGAUUUGCUAGAAAAUAUAAGAAUAUGAGAAAUAAUUGUUCUUAGAAAUAUCUUAACAUGACAACCCGCCACUAACCCAAAAAAAAAAAUAUUUAGAACAUUCUCAAAAAAAAACUUUGUGUGUACCAGGCUAAAAUGAACACAAUGUUUGAAAAUGUUUUUAGUCACGAGAAACAAAAAUCUCAUAGAUUGGUAUUCAAUAAAAGCAAGAGAGUAGGUUCUUCAAAUGUGUAUCUGACGAUAUCUACAGUAAGUGGUGUAUCAGUAUUACUGUAUAUGACGGUGUGCACACGCUCCCCUCCCUCCCUCCUCCCUCUUAGCAGACCACGUUUGAACUGUUUGUACUUGUCACACUUUGUUGUGUGUACUUUGGGGACCACACUUUUGUUCUAGAAGCAAUUAUUGGGUUGUCGGUCGCUCUGCGUCAUCGGCUGUUUUUUUUCCCUUUUGACUCUUUUUGUGUUUGCUCUGUGGCUUGGACAUGAAUCAGGGUUUUUCGUGUAUAUAAGAGUUUUAGCGUUAGCACGUCGUCACAAUGACGUUUAUACAGUAAACUUUAAAGAAAAGUGUUUGUAAAGUUUGAAAGUGAGUACUAGACGUGUACUGUAAGCCAUACUACUACUACUACUACAAGCUUUCUUUUCUCAUCAAUCACUGUGUAUGCGUUUAUUCUCAACCAAUAUUUCUUUGAUGUUUAUAAAUCUAUGGAGAAAUAUAUAAUUAUAUACAUGUAUGUAUACAUAUGUACAGGAGAGACGUUAGUCAAAGGUGUACAAUGGCUGUUUGCGGUUUUUAAAAAAAAGUACCACAAAAAAUAUUAAAAUAUUUAAAAAUU
This is a messenger RNA of Syngnathus acus (greater pipefish), 6342 nucleotides long. It is a transcript of the gene cttnbp2, whose product is annotated as cortactin binding protein 2. Gene Ontology annotation, molecular function: protein binding. Gene Ontology annotation, biological process: regulation of synapse organization. The transcript is spliced from 23 exons. Gene Ontology annotation, cellular component: glutamatergic synapse. Lineage: Eukaryota; Metazoa; Chordata; Actinopteri; Syngnathiformes; Syngnathidae. The coding region runs from base 488 to 5083 and encodes 1531 amino acids. The record is from RefSeq and is a predicted model, not a curated record.